Parnassius mnemosyne (clouded apollo) is the source of this 831-nucleotide messenger RNA. NCBI's taxonomy places the organism in Eukaryota, Metazoa, Arthropoda, Insecta, Lepidoptera, Papilionidae. The record is from the annotation of a GenBank genome assembly.
AUGGUAAUGCGAACACGUAAUUUAGUACAACGAGAUAAUACGCUAGAAGUCACUUGCUCUGUAAAAGGCGAAAUAAAUGAGACGAGCCCCGAGUUUUCGAUUAGCGGGUGCGCUACCUUCCAAUUGAAGGCAGUCUCUUCUAACAACUGUGGGUGUGGUAACAGCUAUUUGUACGAAAAUAUGAUCCUUGUAAGGUUUUUUAAAAACUGUCAAAAAGACGACUUGUCCUACUCCAUAACUUUAUCUAGUAAAAAACUAUGCAUUGUAGAAAAAAGCUUUCUGUCUGACGACGGUACUUGGCAUUUGAUUAAGGAGAAUUAUGCAGAAUCAGCGUUUGACAUCUCGGUCGUCAUGAAUACAGUACACGUCAGCACAUUCGAAGUACUUCACGAUGAUACUAAUCUAACCGACUUUGAGCUUCGCGGAGAGGAUGGAUCGGUGAAAAUUCAUAAAGCAAUCCUUGCAGCUUGUAGUCCCACAUUCAGGACGAUGUUCUGCGGCAGCUGGCGAGAGACUACAGAAGGUCACGUCAACGUCGCAGGCACUUCGGCACUGACGUUGCGACACCUAAAAGAUUACAUAUAUUUGGGCACGCUGCCCGAUACUGGCCUUGAGCAGAUCUUGCUUCUUGCUUUGUAUUACAUGAUACCAGAUUUAGAGCAGAAAUGUGUAAAUAAAUUGGUGGAUAGCUUGACAGCGCAGAACGCGUACGACCUGCUAGAGUUCGCGGUGAAACACAAAGUCACCAGGCUUGUUCUAGCCAUUCUUGACUGCGUCCGGGGUGGAAAGGUGGAAGUUAAUGAUAUGCGCCAAUACUUGUUGAAUUGUUAA